This is a messenger RNA of Dama dama (fallow deer), 1650 nucleotides long. RefSeq names its product calsequestrin 1 (gene CASQ1). Gene Ontology annotation, cellular component: sarcoplasmic reticulum lumen. NCBI's taxonomy places the organism in Eukaryota, Metazoa, Chordata, Mammalia, Artiodactyla, Cervidae. The record is from RefSeq and is a predicted model, not a curated record. Gene Ontology annotation, biological process: regulation of skeletal muscle contraction by regulation of release of sequestered calcium ion. Bases 1 to 1194 code for a protein of 397 amino acids. The transcript has 11 exons. Gene Ontology annotation, molecular function: calcium ion binding.
AUGAGCGCUGCAGACAGGAUGGGGGCCAGAGCUGUGCCCGGCCUUCGGCUGGCACUGAUGUUGCUGCUGGUGCUAGGGUCACCCAAGUCAGGGGUGCAGGGGGAGGAAGGGCUCGACUUCCCUCAGUAUGACGGUGUGGACCGUGUGGUCAAUGUCAACGCAAAGAACUACAAGAAUGUGUUCAAGAAGUACGAGGUGCUGGCGCUGCUCUACCACGAACCCCCCGAGGACGACAAGGCCUCACAAAGACAGUUUGAGAUGGAGGAGCUGAUCCUGGAGUUAGCAGCCCAAGUCCUAGAGGACAAGGGUGUUGGCUUCGGGAUGGUGGACUCUGAGAAGGACGCUGCUGUAGCCAAGAAACUAGGACUGACUGAAGAGGACAGCGUUUAUGUUUUCAAGGGAGAUGAAGUCAUUGAGUACGAUGGCGAGUUUUCUGCUGACACCCUGGUGGAGUUUCUGCUUGAUGUCCUAGAGGACCCUGUGGAAUUGAUUGAGGGUGAACGAGAGCUGCAGGCAUUUGAGAAUAUUGAAGAUGAUAACAAACUCAUUGGCUACUUCAAGAACAAAGACUCAGAGCAUUACAAAGCCUACGAGGACGCGGCGGAGGAGUUCCAUCCCUACAUCCCCUUCUUCGCCACCUUCGACAGCAAGGUGGCAAAGAAGCUGACCCUAAAGCUGAAUGAAAUUGAUUUCUACGAGGCCUUCAUGGAAGAGCCUGUGACCAUCCCAGACAAGCCCAACAGUGAAGAGGAGAUCGUCAACUUCGUGGAGGCGCACAAAAGAUCAACCCUGAGGAAACUGAAGCCUGAGAGUAUGUAUGAGACUUGGGAGGACGAUCUGGAUGGAAUCCAUAUUGUGGCCUUUGCAGAGGAAGCUGAUCCUGAUGGCUAUGAGUUCUUAGAGACACUCAAGGCCGUGGCCCAGGAUAACACGGACAAUCCUGAUCUGAGCAUCGUCUGGAUCGACCCUGAUGACUUCCCCCUGCUGGUUCCAUACUGGGAGAAGACAUUUAACAUCGACUUGUCAGCCCCACAAAUAGGAGUCGUCAAUGUUACUGACGCGGACAGCGUGUGGAUGGAGAUGGAUGACGAGGAGGACCUGCCCUCCGCGGAGGAGCUGGAGGACUGGCUGGAGGAUGUGCUGGAGGGCGAGAUCAACACGGAGGACGACGAUGAAGAGGACGAUGAUGAUUAGUUGCCGCGGCAGCCGCCUCCCAGCCCCACCCACUCUUCUCCUGCUCCCCUCGCCUCCCUCGAGCUCCUCCAGGGACACCAGGUUGUCCUCUGCCAUGGGGCUUAUUGGGGUCUAUAUGCUAGGUGCUGAGAUUUCCCGACACACUAGCUCAGCUAUCUUCUCUGACUUCUGUUUCCUGUCCCACUACGUCCCUGUAUCAAUUCUUUGUUUCUUCCAUCACUCCCUACAUGCUUUCUUGUGAUUCCCCUCUCACCAUAUCUACGGGUUCCCAUCUCUUCUGUCCCCUCCACCUGAGCAACUCCUCCCUACUCUCUCAAGUCCUCUGUCCUUCUGACUGUCCUGUCCCUGGCCAGAGGGAUGGGAGAGUACUGUGUCUGGGGGCUGAACUUUAGCAAUCUCUUGUUAAUGUAUUUGGGUCAAAUGAGAGACCUCAAUAAAGGAUCUGGGGCAACAUUA